UGUUAAAGUGUACUUGUUGUAACAGUACAUCAGGUUGUGUGUGUGAGUUACUUUAAAAGAAAAACACCAGGACGAGCACUGCUGAUCCUGCACAGUGUGUUGCACCAGUGAACGUCAGGAAUGGGGACCAUCCCAAAUGACAUCAGGAGGCUACUAGAUGAUUGCAAGCUGUUUGUGUCGGAGAUCCUCCAAGACGAGCAGCUCAGUGAAAAUGCGGCAGAGACCCGCAAAAUCUUAUUGAAUAAUUUCAGGGUGGUACACAUGAGAAACCCUCAAGAAUUCCCCUUUCACUCUGACUCGAGGGAGGAAGACGGUUCUGACGACAACCGUAGCUCCAGUCUGGGUCGUUCCGCACCGUCCGACGAUGCUUCGGUGGCUUCCGACUACCAAGAUGACGGAGCAACAGAGUACUUUGAGGACAUUCCCGUCACAGCAGCUCAAGACCUUGGCAACAUUCUGAAGCAGGGCUACUUGGAAAAGAGACGACGAGAUUCCAGCUUUUUUGGCUCAGAGUGGCAGAAGAGAUGGUGCGUUCUCAACAAUUCUGUUUUCUUCUAUUUCGGCAGCGACAAAGAUAAACAGCAGAGAGGCUCGUUUUACAUCAAUGACUACAGUGUUCAGCUUGUCACCAACCUGAGGAAAGACUCCAAAAGGAACGCCUGCUUUGAGCUGUUUGCACCUGGACGCAGGACUUUUCAGUUCACGGCUGGCAGUCCACAGGAAGCCCGUGAGUGGGUGAACCACAUCAGUUUUGUGCUACGAGACCUUAGCUCCAGUACUAUUCCUUACGACGAGGACGAGGAGGAUGUUGAGAGCAACGAUGAGGACGAGACGACCUACGACGACAUUGAUGGGCCGAGCAGCCCUGCUACGCCUUGGCCCGCGGCAGCCGCUCGGGGCUUUCAAAGUGAAGCGGGAAGGCAGAAAGACGAUGACGAGGAGGACGACAGUGACAUCUAUGAGGUUCUACCUGAAGAGGACUUUCCCGAUUCCUCUGCUGACGGUUUGGUGAAAUCCCACAGAGCAGCGUUGGAUUAUGCUAACUACUACCAGGCCGUGUGGGACUGCCAGGCGGAUGCGUCAGAUGAGCUUUCCUUUAUCAGAGGAGACCUCAUCCUUAUCCUCAGCAAGGAGUACAACCUGGACGGCUGGUGGGUCGGUGAGCUGAAUGGCACCGUGGGUAUCGUCCCCAAAGACUUCCUGCACCCUGCCUAUAUCCUGUGAGCUGCAGCAGUGAUGCAAGAGCACGAGGGGGUCUCACUGCUGCUGACUCGACUGCACUAAAGCCACAAAUGUCACGACAACGCCAGGAAACCGUCUACACGCGUGUUCUCUGGGAUGUGAUAUGCUGAGGUCACUAUUAUUUGAGUGAACUAAAAUUGAAUGAAUGACUGUCUAAAACAGGGAUGGAAAAAUGUCACACUUGUUUCAACUUGUGUCUUUUCUUAAAACUUAUCACAAAUCAUUCCAACAAUCUGGACCGCCACUCACAUGUAGGAAUAUCUUGUAAUCCACAUAUGAAUUCCACAAGCCUUCAUUCUGCACUCGAGGAUCUUGAACUCGCACAGCAACAAACUCCUGCACAAAAAAAAGGAGUUGCACGCCUCCUGUUUAAAAAAAUUCUCUUGUCUAUCCAUUGUAGUUAUUUGUUCCAUUCUUGAUCUAUUUUUUCUUCACAUUUAUCACAGACAUACAGGUUUUAGUUCAUUAAACUAAUUUUCAUGUAACAAAGAACACCCAGAGAAUUGAAAAGAAAAAUCCAGUUUCUAAAUAAAGGGGGCAAAUACUUUUCACUGUAAUACAUUUCGAUAUGAGGUGGUUUAGUUAGAAAUUUGGAAAAAAAACACAAACAAAAGGAGAAUAUGUAAAACUUAUUCCUGCCACAUUUUUUUCUAUUUUUGUACUAUUCCAAUUAGGCUUUUGCCGGUAUGAGAUUCUGACGGUAUGAUAACCUUAAGCCAGUGCUUCUCAAUUAUUUUCUGUUACGCCCCCCCGAGGAAGAUGUAAAUGUUCCGCGCUCCCCCAACUCACCGUAAAUAUACUGCAGUAUUAUUUGUCUUUAAAAUUCUUAUCAUUAUAUGUACACCUCUCUGUAACAUUGUAUCCUUUUUAAUAUUAAAGACAGAAAGUAAUAUCGAUCAACUUUAAAUAAAGUGUAAAAAAAAAAAAAAAAAAAA
Messenger RNA from Corythoichthys intestinalis (scribbled pipefish), 2177 nucleotides. It is a transcript of the gene skap1, whose product is annotated as src kinase associated phosphoprotein 1. Gene Ontology annotation, molecular function: protein binding. Lineage: Eukaryota; Metazoa; Chordata; Actinopteri; Syngnathiformes; Syngnathidae. The coding region runs from base 121 to 1224 and encodes 367 amino acids. The record is from RefSeq and is a predicted model, not a curated record. The transcript has 13 exons. Gene Ontology annotation, cellular component: plasma membrane; cytoplasm.